CUCAACAAGGCCAACUUUAUAAUAAGCAGUUCAUCAUGCCAAGAAAGGGCAAAAAAGCUCAUAAAUUCUAGUCCUUUAACCAAAACAACACACCAUAUAGCUACUUCAAUUACAUUUGCAAACGAAGAAGCUAAGCUUGACAAAACCCAAAUGGCUUCUUCUUCUUCUUCUUCUCUGAUUAGUUACACUUUCACUCUCUUCUUCAACUUAGCUCUAUUCCUCCUCCUCCUCCUCUCAACCUUAAGCAAGACCAGUACCCAAGGAAGUUUCUCUGAGGAGGUCUCGGAAGCCAUAGCUUUGAAGCGAAUGGAGAAGACAACCCACCUCCAUUUCUACUUCCACGACAUCGUUAGUGGGAAGAACCCAACAGCAGUGAAAAUUGCAGGAGCGGAAGAUGGAUCGGUGAUGGGAUUUGGGACAACUUUCAUGAUGAAUGAUCCGCUGACGGAAGGGCCAGAGAGCAACUCAAAGCUAGUGGGAAGAGCUCAAGGGAUGUAUGCAUUGGCGUCAGAGAAGAACAUACCAGAAUUGCUGAUGGUGGUGUAUUAUGAAUUCGAACAAGGGAUUUACAAUGGGAGUAGCAUAAGCAUCCUUGGGAGGAACCCAGUGUACAAUGAUGUGAGGGAGAUGCCGAUUGUUGGAGGGAGUGGGGUUUUCAGGUUUGCUCGUGGUUACGCAUUGGCACACACCAUUUGGCUCGAUGCAAAGACUGGAGAUGCCACUGUUGAAUACAAUGUUUAUGUUAUUCACUCUUAGAUGAUACUAUUAGACUGUGUUUGAUUAAGGAAUUUGGAAAGGAAAUUGGAAAUGAAAAAAGUAGGUGAAAUAUAAAUAAAAUAUAUUUAUAUUUUAUCUAGUUUCACACUUUUUUCCUUUUCAUUUCUAAAUCUCUUCCCAAAUCAUCUAACCAAACACAGCAUUAGACAAUUAACUAACUACUCCUAUAUGCAAAUAUGCCCGUGCUUGUGCCUGUGUGACUAUGUCUAUGUCUUGUCUCUUGGUUUUCAUGUAAGUGAAUAGGAUAUUAUAGAUAUCUCACUUUGAUGGCAUCAGGUUGCCUUUUGCUUUGUUGUGUCAUUUUCAUUUUCUUAGGAUGAAUAGUAACUCUAUCACCCCAAAUUUGAAUCCA
Camellia sinensis is the source of this 1129-nucleotide messenger RNA. Its product is annotated as dirigent protein 22. The record is from RefSeq and is a predicted model, not a curated record. Lineage: Eukaryota; Viridiplantae; Streptophyta; Magnoliopsida; Ericales; Theaceae.